Molecule: messenger RNA, 2214 nt
Organism: Miscanthus lutarioriparius
Lineage: Eukaryota; Viridiplantae; Streptophyta; Magnoliopsida; Poales; Poaceae
Source: the annotation of a GenBank genome assembly
AUGGCUCUACCCACCCCCAUGCUAUCGCUGCUCGCGCUCGCCACGCUUCUUUCCGUGCCCGCGCCAGGUGCCGCGCAGCAGCAGACCACCAACGUCACCACGGGGACCUCCCUGCAGGCGGCCGCGGGCGCCGGCUGGCCGUCCCCGUCGGGCCGCUUCGCUUUCGGCUUCUACGCCACGGACGGAGGCCUCGCCGUGGGCGUCUGGCUCGCCACCACCCCCAACAUCACCGUCACGUGGACGGCCAACCGCAACGACACGCCGUCCACGGGCGGCGCGCUCUGGCUCACCUACGACGGCCGCCUCGUCUGGACGGGCCCCGCCGACGGCCAGGACCGGAACCUCGCGGUGCCGUCCCGGCCGGCCGCCGCCGCCGCCAUGCGCGACGACGGUAGCUUCAUGCUCUACGACGCCAACGGGACCAUGGUCUGGUCCACCUUCGCCGCGCCCACCGAUACCCUGCUCCCGGGCCAGGACCUCGUCCCAGGCGCGCAGCUCUUCUCCAGCGUCUCGCUCACCAACAGAGCCACGGGGAGGUACCGCCUCACCAACCAGCUCAACGACGGUAACCUCGUCCUGUACCCGGUCCAGACGGAGAACACCGCGAACUCCGCGUACUGGGCCACUGGCACGUUCCAGAUCGGCUUCCCGCUCACGCUGCGCCUCGACGCCACCGGCGUGCUCUACGUCACCGGCAACAACGGCAACUACACCAAGAACCUGAUGCGGCCUGGCACCGCGCGGUCUCCAGGCGAGACGGACGUCUUCUACCGCGUCACGCUCGACCCCGACGGGGUCCUCCGCCUGUACCGCCACGCCGUCGCGUCGGGGGGCGCGUGGACGACCAGCGUCCAGUGGAUCGGGCCGGACGACCGGUGCCACGUUAAGGGCGCGUGCGGGCUCAACAGCUACUGCGUCCUCGGCCGCGACGCGCAGCCCGACUGCCGGUGUCCGCCGGGGUUCAGCUUCAUCGACACCGCCAACGCACCACUCGGGUGCACCGAGACCACGGGCGCCGGUGACUGCGCCACGGCUGGUUCUGGUGCUACUGCUAGCAUGGUCGCGAUGCAGAACAUGUCGUGGGCGGACACGCCGUACGCCGUGCUGGGCGCGGGCACGAGCGCCGCCGACUGCCAGGCCGCGUGCAUGGCCGACUGCCUCUGCGCCGCCGUGCUGCUCAACAGCAACGACGGCACCUGCACCAAGCAGCAGCUCCCGCUCCGCCGCCCUCGUGGCGGCGGCGCGGCUGGUCCUGGCGAACCGGAGGACGACCGCGGAGCCGGACGCAGGGGAGGCCUUGGACGAGGAGGCGCCCUGAGGUCGUACAGCUACCAGGAGCUGGAGGACGCGACGUGGAGCUUCCGCGAGCCGCUGGGCCGCGGCGCGUUCGGCACGGUGUUCCGGGGCACGCUGCCGCACAACGGCGAGAAGGCGAUCGCCGUGAAGCGGCUGGAGAAGAUGGUGGAGGAGGGGGAGGUGGAGUUCCAGCGGGAGGUGCGCGCCAUCGGGCGGACGAGCCACCGGAACCUGGUCCGGCUGCUGGGGUUCUGCCACGAGGGCGCCAACCGGCUGCUGGUGUACGAGUACAUGAGCAAUGGGUCGCUGGCGGAGCGUCUGUUCAAGAACAGCGGCGGACCGCCGGUGUGGAGCGAACGGAUGGGCAUCGCGCUGGACGUCGCGCGCGGGCUGCACUACCUCCACGACGAGCUGGACAGCCGCGUGAUUCACUGCGACGUGAAGCCGCAGAACAUCCUUAUGGACGCGUCGGGCACGGCGAAGAUCGCCGACUUCGGGCUGGCGAAGCUGCUGCUGCCGGACCAGACGCGGACGUUCACGGGGGUGCGCGGCACGCGCGGGUACCUGGCCCCGGAGUGGUACCGCGGCGUUGGGCCACUGACGGUGAAGGCGGACGUUUACAGCUACGGCGUGGUGCUGCUGGAGAUCGUGACGUGCCGGCGGAGCAUGGAGCUGGAGGAGGCCGGCGAGGAGCGGACGCUCAUGGAGUGCGCGCACGAGUGGCUUGUGCGCGGCGAGGUGUGGCGGGUGGUGGGCGGCGACGAGGCCGUGGACGCCGCGGAGGUGGAGCGGGCGGUCAAGGUGGCGCUGUGGUGCGCGCAGGCGGAGCCGCAGGCGAGGCCCGCCAUGAGGAGCGUCAUCCUGAUGCUGGAAGGGCUCGUUGAGGUGCCGUUCCCGCCGCCGCCGGCCUCCUCCUGA